AUGCCAUACAUCAACGAGGUUGGUCAAAACACCACGGCCAACGUCAAGGUCCUCAAUCCCAACGCGAUCAAGCCAUACCUCCCAGAUACCAUUCCGAAGGCUGCGGAUGUGACUUACAAGUUGACCACGGUCGUCGGCGGCCAGGUCAUCUACUGGGCGUUCAACCAGACAAUCCUACCUCUGGAGACGGAGGACCUCAGCCCCCUCCUGUUGAGCCCUCAGCCAGGCCGCCAGGACAACCACACCAUCACGAACCCCCCGGGGGGCGUGUGGGUGGACUACGUCCAAUCACGAUUACAGAACCAUGUUUGCGCCGCCGAAACACGAAAAGCCUGA
Diaporthe citri is the source of this 336-nucleotide messenger RNA. RefSeq lists its product as uncharacterized. The transcript has a single exon. Bases 1 to 336 code for a protein of 111 amino acids. The record is from RefSeq and is a predicted model, not a curated record. Lineage: Eukaryota; Fungi; Ascomycota; Sordariomycetes; Diaporthales; Diaporthaceae.